Boleophthalmus pectinirostris (great blue-spotted mudskipper) is the source of this 4782-nucleotide messenger RNA. It is a transcript of the gene hectd2, whose product is annotated as HECT domain containing 2. The transcript has 22 exons. Gene Ontology annotation, molecular function: ubiquitin protein ligase activity. The record is from RefSeq and is a predicted model, not a curated record. Gene Ontology annotation, biological process: protein polyubiquitination. The coding region runs from base 417 to 2702 and encodes 761 amino acids. Lineage: Eukaryota; Metazoa; Chordata; Actinopteri; Gobiiformes; Gobiidae.
AGCGGACCUAACCAGCCACCAACCCAACCAGCACCGAACCACCACCUCACAGCAACCGGUCCCCCGCUUUUUACGCACGUCUCCAAACCACGGAACAACUUCUUUCCGUGCGUAAAAACCCACUUGGAACUUUUUUCUUCUCUCGUAACGGACACGUAGGUUCGCGCUCGGAGUCUGGAGGAGACCGGAGGAUGUGCGCCUGCCCGGUUGGUUCUUCUUCCAUGGGAUAAAAGCGUGAGGGGAGACGGAGAGGAGUAGCGGUGCAACGGGCUCUAGCGCUGCGGAAACCAUGAGCAGCCCGCGGAGGAGAAGCAGCAGGGCCGUCGCGGAUUAAACGCACUCGAGGAAACAUAUUAAACAACAACUUUUUAUUUCUUUUUACUUUUUUGGUCAACAAUUCUUCCGCGCCAGACGGGAUGGAUACGGAACAGUCGCUGCUGUCAGGAGGAAUGGACCGGGAGCGCCAAAAACUGCCUCCGAUCUUCAACAGCUCUCCCCCGGCUGGUCUGGGGCGUGGAUCCAAGCAGGCGUUCCCGUCUCUGGGCACGUUCAUCUCCACUCUGAGCCAACGCCGCGAAGCAGGAGGGCGGGGCUUAUCCACCGUGAGCGGGAUGACCAACAGCCUGGGACUUCGACACGGUCGAGAGCUUCCUCCCAUCUGCAGCGACGUGCGGCAGAAACAGCGCAUCUCCAUCGACACACUGCCCCCGGAGGUCAAAGCCCCGUUCCCCUGUGACCCCAUCAUCCCCCUCAGGACCAAGAGCACCAAGGACUUCCAGGAGGACAUGGAGCGGGCGGUGCAGACGGGCGACUGGAGGGAGGUGAGAGAGUUCUACCUCACCACCUUCGACUCCUUCAUCGAAAUCAACGCAGCGUUCAAGAGGGAGGCGAACGGAUCCUUCAACACCAUAGACGACUCCGGAGUGAACGCCAAGUUUGUGAACGCGGUUUACGACGCGCUGCUCAACACACCUCAGGACAUCCAGAAGUCAGUGCUGAAGGGGAUCAUCAACAGUCUGCUGCGGGAGUGGAAAGGGCCUCGGACGAAAGACGAUCUUCGGGCUUACUUCAUCCUGGUUCAGAACCCUCAGUACUCCAGCACCAGCACGUACGUCAUCUACGCUCACCUGCUGCGCCAGAUCGCCGCCCUCUCUGAGGCCGACCACCACUUCCUGGUUCACUGGCUCAAGAAGCUGUCGGCGCGCAGGUUCAAACAGCUGGUAGAGCGCCUCCUGCAGUUCAUCUCCACGCGACUGUUUCCGGCUGAACCUGACGAGCUGCCUCCUCUGGCCAAGUGCUCGUGGUGGGUCCCAUCGGCCACCAAAGUCCUGGCCCUCUUCAAUGCGGCGAACAGCGUCUCGUCUCCUCCCAUCAUGCCUUUCACCGACUUCUACAACAUCACCCUGGAGCACAUCGACUUCAUGGAGGAGUACAGGACGUGGCAGAGCUACGGCAACUCCAACAGGUUCUCCUUCUGUCAGUUUCCCUUCAUCCUGUCCACUGUGGUGAAGAAGGCCAUCAUCCAGAAGGACUCGGAGCAGCAGAUGAUCAGCCAGGCCAGGCAAAGUCUGGUGAGUAAAGUGUCCCGCAGACAGAGGGUGGACAUGAACCUGCUCUUCCUCAACAUCAAAGUGAGACGGGCUCAGCUCCUCAGUGACUCCCUGGAAGAGUUGACGAGGAAGAGGUGCGACCUGAAGAAGAAGUUGCGUGUGACGUUUGUGGGGGAGGCGGGGCUGGACAUGGGGGGUCUGACUAAAGAGUGGUUCCUGCUGCUCGUGCGACAGAUCUUCCACACUGACUACGGUAUGUUCACCUACAUGAAGGACUCGCGCUGUCAUUGGUUCAGCAGCUGGAAGUGUGACAACUAUUCAGAGUUCCAAUUGGUCGGAACACUGAUGGGCCUGGCCGUGUACAACAGCAUCGCUCUGGACAUACACUUCCCUCUUUAUGUUUACAGAAAGCUCCUGACUCCGCCCAAUGCACCGUGUGACCCAAACGCCCUGGUUGGCAUGGCGACGGCUACUCUAGAGGACUUGCAGCAGGUCAUGCCGGAGCUGGCUCACGGUCUGGGGGAGCUGCUCUCUUAUGAAGGCAACGUGGAGGAGGACUUCUACCUCACCUUCCAGGUGUUCCAGGAGGAGAUGGGCGUGGUCAAAGCGUUUAACCUGAAGCCUGGAGGAGACAAGAUCCCCGUGACCAAACACAACCGCAGAGAGUACGUGCAGCUCUACGUGGACUUCCUCCUCAACAAGUGCAUGUACAAACAGUUUGCGGCCUUCUACCACGGCUUCCACAGCGUGUGUGCGUCCGACGCCCUCAUGCUGCUGAGGCCGGAGGAGGUGGAGAUGUUGGUGUGUGGCAGUCCGGAGCUGGACAUGAGCGCUCUGCAGAAGGCCGCGCAGUACGAGGGAUACAGCAAAACCGACUGCACCGUCAGGUGCUUCUGGGACGUGGUGCUGGCCUUCCCUCUGGAGCUGCAGAAGAAGCUGCUUCACUUCACCACAGGCAGUGACCGAGUGCCCGUGGGGGGUAUGGCCCACCUCAACUUCAAGGUGUCCAAGAUCGACGUCUCCACAGACUGGUUGCCCAUUUCUCACACGUGUUUUAACCAGAUCUGCCUGCCUCCGUAUCGCACCAGGAAGGAGCUCAAACACAAACUGACCAUCGCCAUCUCCAACGCAGAGGGCUUUGGACUGGAGUGACCACAAUGACAAAAACAAAACAUUUUAUUUAUAACGAACGCGCAAUUUUUUCGACAACUGCUUCAGACAGGCUCAAGACGGCGACCGCUGGCUUUCUCACAGCUACAGUGAAGGAGUUUUGCACAUGUGAACAGUUAUUCUAAUGUUUAUUCUAAAGACUUUCUGGAUGACGGGACUCGAGCAGGACGGAGGCCGAACGGAGUUUUGCAGUGUUGGUGUAUAUGAUUUUUGAAAUGAUUUUUGCGUAUGUUGACGUUGUGUGGAGAUGUAUAGAGUUUAUUUAGUGUUUGACAUUGUGGCCAAACUGAAGGCUGCAGCAGGAGAAGGGCACUGCAAAAAAGGAAUUAUGACAUGAGUUAAAAUGACAAUUUUACUCUAUUUUUUGUUCUAAUGUUGUUUCCUCAUCACAAACAGACCUGGAGUUGGGAUUAAGCAGCGUUCUAACAUGGCAUAAAAAUCUGUGUAUCAUGCGUUUAUUUGUUUUUCAAAAUAAAACCAAAAAUAAGGAAACAAAAAAAACAACAAUUUUAUUCAUUAUUUGUCUACAAAACCAAAAUGAACCAAGACUGAACCAGGAUAAAACGGGACUGAAACAGGACUAAACCAGGACUAAACGAGGUCUAAACCAAGUCUAAACCAGGUCUAAACCAGGACUAAACUAGGUCUGAACCAAGUCUAAACCAGGACUAAAACAGGUCUAAACCCGGACUAAACCAAGUCUAAACAAGGACUAAACCAGGAGUAAACCGGUCUCAGUCCCGGUCUGGUCCUGGUCUCAGUCCUGGUCUCAUUUCUGGUCUGGACCCAGUCUUAGUCCUGCUCUCAGACCUGCUCUCAGACCUGCUCUCAGACCUGGUCUGGUCCUGGCCCAAUCCUGGUCUCAGUCCUGGCCUCAAUCCCGGUCUGAUCUUGGUCUCAAUUCCGGUCUGGUCCCGGUCUAGUCUUGGUCUGGUCCCGAUCUCAGUCCCAGUCUCAGUCCUGGUCUGGUUCCGGUCUCAGUCCCGUUCUGGUCCUGAUCCAGUCACGAUCUCAGUCCCGAUGUCAGUCCCGGUCUGGUCCCGGUCUCAGUCCCAGUCUUAGUCCUGGUCCUGGUCCUGGUCUGGUCCUGGUCUGGUCCUGGUCUCAGUCCAGAUCACCCUACAGUCUACGCAGGGGCACCUCUGGGCCCGCGCUGACUCUCAGUCCUGGUUUAGUCCAGGUUCAGUCCGGCAUCACAGUUUAAGCCACGUAAACUGGAAACAGCCGCUAUCCAUUUUUUCCAUUUUUCAUUUAAACACAAAAUCAAAGAGAAAAAAUACUGAAGAAAAUAGUUAUUUUUGUUUUUAUUUUGAAAAAACGAAUGAACAAAUGAUAGAUUCAUAAAGGUCACAAGAGUCAAUGUUGUGUAAUACAGGACUUUUAAAUUCAGAAAGUUUCUCUUGAUUUAAGGGACAAAUAAACAUGUAUUCAAAGGCCUAUAUUUGUUCCUUUGUUUCGAUAUUUGUUUACCAUUGUGUAGGUUCCAUAUUGUGAUGGAUCAAUCUCAAAAACCACCUCAAAGAAAAAAAACACUCACAAAAACAUCCUGGAGUUGCAUUUUUAAAAGUCCUUUAUUACACAAACUCGUGAACUUUACUUUCUUUUUUGUGUGUGAAGUUUUUAUGUUUUUGUAUAUUUCUGGAGAAUAUUCUCGUGCGGUGAUGUAGGUUUGUGGGCGGAGCAUUGCACAGAACCUACAGCGAACCGUAAGGAGGGUUUGAAUAGGACUCAGGAGAGAUUGCGAAAUUACUCAAACAUACAUGGAUGACUCUAAAACCUCUUCAGACAUGUUUAUGAUGAGGGAAUAAAGUUAUAACGUGAUAGAAAGCUCCGGAAAGUCAGUUUUGCAUAAUACGUCUCAGUUAAACUCUUCCUUUUUUGCAGUGCUCCAUGUUAAAGUGGAUCAGAGCUGUGCGUGGACAGUUCGGUGAUGUUUGUGUGUCUGUUAUAUUUUCAGCUUUGUACUUUGCCUUUGUGUUGUCAUUGGACCAAAGUUGAGUUGUCAUGUUUUUUCUGUUGUGUUAGAUGCGUGCUAGAUUUCAGAAAGAUUUGAUUUGAGAAU